Molecule: messenger RNA, 638 nt
Organism: Mercenaria mercenaria
Lineage: Eukaryota; Metazoa; Mollusca; Bivalvia; Venerida; Veneridae
Product: rho GTPase-activating protein gacV-like
Exons: 5
Coding region: 132-638 (168 amino acids)
Source: RefSeq, a predicted model, not a curated record
GUAAUGUUUUGAUUAAAUGCUGAUUAAAUAUUUUAAUUUCGUUGACAGUUCUUUUACGACAAACAAACCAUUUCCGGGGACUGCCAGCGUGGAAAAAAAUUGCUGCGUCAAGUACAAAUUUAGAAAAUAAUAUGUCAGAAAAAGCAACAGAAGCAGAAUCACAUGGUGCAGAGGUUGACCUUCCACCUAAACAAGCAAUGGAAACUGACGCUCCCCCUCCCUAUAAUCCACCUGCGCAGACAGGACCAGAUGCACAGUUUCAGAUGUUUAUGAAUCCAAUGUUUGCUGAGCUUGAAUCAAGAGUUAAAGAACAUGAGAAAAUUCUGGACAAAAUAAAUGAAGAUAUGAAGAGAGAACAAGAAAUGGAGAGAAAGGCAAAAGAACAGGCUCAUCUGCCUGGACCAUUGAAAGGGAGUGGGCAAGAGCUUUCAGAUGUAAUGAAGAAAGUAGAAGAGAUGAUUGUGUAUGAGAUUGAUGAAGAUGAAGAACAAGAACAGGAAAAUAAAGAGGAAGAAAAACCAUUUAGUUUCAUGGAUACAUGGCUUGAGGCCCGACGUAAGAAAGCCCUGGGCCAGGAACCAGACGAGGAAGAGAAACAGGAAGUAGAACCACAGAAACCUCAAAAAGACAGGAAGUAA